ACUACAAGUCAAGACAGACUCCUCUCUCUCUCUCUCUCUCUCUCUCUCUCUCUUUUCUCUCUGUGCUUGUGAGGAAGUUUGAAGAAGGCUAUGGCAGUGGGAUUUGCAGUAACGAGGGCUGCGGAGGGGCACUACAAUGGCAACAUAACUUGGUUUGUCAUACUGUCGUGUCUGAUGGCAGCCAUGGGAGGCGUCAUAUUUGGCUAUGACAUUGGAAUUUCAGGUGGAGUGACCUCCAUGGAGUCGUUCUUGAAGAGGUUCUUCCAUGAAGUCUAUGUUAAGAUGAAUGACGACACCAAGACCAGCAACUACUGCAAGUUCAAUAGCCAAUUGUUGACCUCCUUCACUUCCUCCCUCUAUAUCGCUGGCUUCUUUGCUUCCUUCUUCGCAUCUUUCGUCACCAGAGUUUUCGGACGCAAGCCAUCGAUAUUGACAGGAGGAGCUGCAUUCCUCGCCGGUUCAGCCCUUGCAGGUGCAGCUUCCAAUGUUUUCAUGCUUAUAUUAGGCCGCGUUCUCCUUGGUGUCGGGGUCGGUUUCGCUAAUCAGUCAGUUCCUCUUUAUCUCUCGGAAAUGGCACCGCCGAGGUACAGGGGAGCUUUCAACAAUGGCUUCCAAUUCUCGAUAGGAAUAGGGGCUCUGUCAGCUAACCUCAUCAACUAUGGAACCGAGAAGAUUAAAGGCGGCUGGGGUUGGAGAGUUUCCCUCGCCAUGGGUGCGGUCCCGGCCUCAAUCCUGACGCUCGGCGCGCUUUUCCUCCCGGAAACACCCAGCAGCCUCAUCCAAAGCCAUGACGGACAAGAGAAGGCCAAAUCCAUGCUGCAACUCGUGCGCGGCACGCCCAGCAUUCAGGCAGAGCUGGAUGAUCUCAUCAAAGCAGACUCAAACACGAAGAAUGUUCGCCAUCCUUUCCGAACAAUCAUGAAAGAGAAGUAUAGGCCUCAGCUAAUCAUGGCAAUGGCCAUUCCAUUCUUCCAACAGGUUACAGGAAUCAACGUCAUUGCUUUCUACGCGCCAGUCCUGUUCCGGACAAUUGGCCUGAGGGAAAGUGCAUCUCUCAUGUCUGCAGUCGUGACCGGUGUCAUCGGUUGCAGUUCGACCUUCAUAUCAAUGCUCAUAGUAGACAAGCUAGGCAGAAGAACUUUGUUCCUCGUCGGGGGCAUUCAGAUGUUUGUGUCGCAAGUAGUGGUUGGAGGAAUAAUGGCGGCUAAGCUAGGAGAUCACGGUGGAUUGAGCAAAGGGUAUGCCUAUGCGGUAUUGCUGUCGAUCUGCAUCUACGUUGCUGGAUUUGGCUGGUCCUGGGGGCCUCUAGGGUGGCUCGUUCCAAGCGAAAUAUAUCCGCUAGAGAUCCGAUCUGUAGGGCAGAGUAUCACGGUCGCAGUGAGCUUCCUCUUCACCAUCGCAGUCGCUCAAGCGUCUUUAGCAAUGUUGUGCCACCUGAAGUCUGGGAUCUUCUUCUUCUUCGGGGGUUGGGUGGCUGUGAUGACUGCAUUCGUGUACCUGCUGCUGCCGGAGACCAAGAACAUCCCCAUCGAGCAAAUGGACAGAGUUUGGAGGGAACAUUGGUUUUGGAAGAGAGUUGUGGACCAAGAGCAGGAGACGAGUAAUUGGAAGGACCAUGACCCGAAUUCGGCAUGAAAUUUCUCAUGUUUUCUCCGAAUGUCUAAGUCAUGUUCAACUGGUGGAGCAAAUGAGAAGUCCUGGUCGACUUCGUAAGUCGCAAGCAAUCCGGACCAGACACGACACCAUCAACUAAUGUAUCAGUCUGGUUCCAUUCACUAGUUGGGCCUUAUUAGAUAAAAUUGGGCCCAAGAAGGAAAGCAUUUGUCUGGGCUCCUUCAAUUUAUGUUCCGGGCCUAGUGAACUUUGGCUG
This is a messenger RNA of Rhodamnia argentea, 1870 nucleotides long. RefSeq names its product hexose carrier protein HEX6-like. Gene Ontology annotation, biological process: monosaccharide transmembrane transport. Gene Ontology annotation, molecular function: monosaccharide transmembrane transporter activity. NCBI's taxonomy places the organism in Eukaryota, Viridiplantae, Streptophyta, Magnoliopsida, Myrtales, Myrtaceae. The record is from RefSeq and is a predicted model, not a curated record. The transcript is spliced from 4 exons. Gene Ontology annotation, cellular component: membrane. The coding region runs from base 91 to 1635 and encodes 514 amino acids.